Molecule: messenger RNA, 3027 nt
Organism: Pelagomonas calceolata
Lineage: Eukaryota; Pelagophyceae; Pelagomonadales; Pelagomonadaceae
Source: the annotation of a GenBank genome assembly
CUCUCAGGCCCGAGAGAGACGUGAAGGCGCGUCGCCAAGUUUCGAAUUCAAAUAUGACAAAACGGGUUUCGCUGGCUCUCGCGGACCGGCGCGCGCGCGGACUUCGACCGCUUGCAGCAGCUCAUACAUGCACGCAGACACAGCAGUCAACGCAUUAUUUGUCUUGAUUGUCAUUGCCGGCGUCGCCCUGCUCGCCUACUUUCGCGUGCCCCUCGGCGGCUGCGGCGCAUCCUCGGCCCUCGACGACUUCGCGCCGAAGCGCAAGCCGAAGCGCAAGAAACAUGCCUAACCCACUCGACGACCUGUCGCCGGCGGCGCAGCAGCGCCGGCAAAAGACGCGCGCGCGCAUGGAGAAGGCCGGCGCCUUUUUGCUCGCGCCGGGCCUUGUCAGGGCGCCGAAGAAGAAGAAAAGGAGGAGGAGGAAGAAGACAACCAAGGAGUCGCACUCCGCCAAGCCGCCGAGGAAGGCCUCGUCGUCGCCGCGCGGCGCUCGGAAACGUAAACCCGAGAAAAAACCGGCGGGCGACGACAAGAAGAAGAAGGACACAAGCAUCCCACUGGCGUUCGAGGAGGAGGCGGACGGAGGCGCCGACGAAAUGGUGGCGACGGCCGAGCUCGAGCCCUGGGCCCGCAUCGGCACGCUGCGCAUCGCGUGUCAAGUCCUCGAAAAGGACGGCGACGACUUGAGCUGGCAGUUCGAGCUCGCCGACCUCUGGUUCCGGUAGUGACACGGUGUCCACCAUCAUCAUCAUUGAGAUUGAAUCACUAACAUAGGCAUGUCGAGGCCAAGGGCGUUUGGAAAGAGGCCGUUCAGUACGAGGACCUCGUCGACGACGACCCCGCGCUCACCAGCUGGGAGUUGAAGAAGAAGGACCUCAACGUCUUCCGCUUCGGCCGCGGCGGCCGGGGCCCGAUCGACGCCCUGCGGAAACGGAUACGAAGUUGGGCGCACAAGAGGCGCGACUGGACGCCGUCGCCUUUGUUGUUUCUGGCGUACGUGCGGCGGCACGCGCUCUACCUCGGGGAGGACGAGGGCUGGGCGCUCGAGCCGGAGCCGCUCGUCGGCGCGCUCAAACCCGCCGCGGGCGACGACGCCUGCGUGGUCGUGCGUCCGGUCGAGAAAGGAAACCGCAUCGGCAUCUUCAUCCAACGGGGCGGCGCGGCGAAGCGCCAGCCGGUGCGGCGGGACUUUGGCGACAUGAGCUGGUGCGACCUCGCGCUGCGGCACGGCGUCUGCCGCGACCGGGUGCACCCGCGCGACGUUUGUUGUGUGGACGAAGACCGGGUCGCGAGCCUACUCAAAAUCGGCGACGAUGCCGGGCGAAUCACGUUCUAUGCCGAGGCGCCCGGCCCGCAAUUCCCGUUUUGCACGACGCUCGCCGACGGCGAGGCCGCGUACUGCUGCCGCCUCGCGGCGUGCCGCGCUUUGAAUAUCCCGGGCGACGUCGCUUGUGCGAAGGCCCCUUUACCACAAGAGUACGUUGCCAAUGGUGGCAUUGACGAGGCCCUCCUACAAAGUUACGAAGAAGCCGAGACGCACGGCACCGCCGGGUUCUGCGGCUUUAUAGCCCUGAAAGUCGCACGCUACUGCGAGCGCAUCGAGGCGCACCCGACCUGCGCGGACCUGUAUGAUCGGGUGAUCGACGUCUGCGAUCGCGUCCAGGCGGACUGCGACGGCGACCCCACGCCCGAGGAAGAAAAGGAGUCCGAGCUCAUGACGCCCAGUGACCUGCUCGCGCUGAACGACGACUGGGAGCUGACGAAUCCACGGGCCUUACUGCGCGCGCUGCGCCUCGACGAAGAGACGCACAAGCAGGCGAUGCGGGGGUUAAGACUGCCCGCGCACGCGGCGAUCGCGAAAAGGUCAAAGGUGCUGACGGCUUCGCAAUGUGCGGCGCUGCGCGCCGUCGCGGAGGCGCGGGCCUCGUCAAAGCGGGACACGGUCGACGGCCUGCCGGACCGCCAGGUCAAUUUGGACGUCGCGGAGCUCGAGUCCAUCAUCGGCGCGGCGGCGCGGGACAAGCUCUGGCGGACCAUCGGGCGGCACUACAAGUACGACGUCGAGUGCUUCCUGCGCGCCUACGCGCCGGGCACGCAACGAACGGACAUUCCCUUUCACUGCGACGCGGCGCACGUCACGGCGAACGUCGCACUCUGCGACGACGGCGAGCUCUACGCGGUGGCGGGAGGCCAGCUCGUGCGCAUCCGCCGAAAAGAGGGCGACGUCACCUUGCAUGAUUCGAGCCUCUUGCAUGCUGUGCGAGCCGUGGACAAGCCGCGGCAUUCUCUGAUUCUGUUCUUUCGCGAGAAGGCGGCUUUUGAGCGGCCGGAGGACUUUUAUUCUUCGUGCGAGUCCAGCGAAGCUGAAAGGUCCGACGGCGAAAAAGAAAAGAAGGCACGACCCAAGGCACUACCGCCACCAGCACCAGAAAAAACAGGACCGCGGGGAGGCCUGCCGUCCGACGCCGCGCUCGAGGCCAUGACGGGGACGCAGCUGCGAAAGCUCAUGGCGCGGCGCGGCGUGGGCCGCGGCCCGCAGGACCGCAAGGAGGACUUUAUCGACAAGCUCAAGGCCCACGCCGCCGGCGAGACCUACGUCAACAAGCCGAACCCGUACAAGCGCGCUCCGGUGCGAAAGCGGGCGCGCGCGCCGCCGCGGCGAAAGGCGCCCGUCAAAAACACCGGCGGCCUGCGCCUCGGCAGUCGAGUCUGGGCGUUUGGCAAACGCGGGACGAUUACGGAGCUCCCGGGCGACAACGGCUGGUGGCGGGUGCAGCUCGACGGCGAGAACGGGACGCGCGGCGCGCGCAUCGGGAGCAUGCGGGCUCUCGGUGGAGCGGCCGUGCCGCCGCCGCCGCCGUCGUCGUCCCCAGCGCCGCCAAAGGUGGAAGAGAAGACGACGGUGACGUGGGGAAAGAUCGAAGACGUUCCUUGGGGCCACUAGUGGCUUUUGGUAAGUUCGAGGUGUACUAAGACUGCAAUAACACAAGUCUCUUAAUCUAAAACAAACCCAUGCCACUCGCUGAG